AUGAAGAGGGUGCAGAGUUCGAGGAAUUCCAUCAGAAUUGUCGAGUCCUACUUGACUUUAGAGCUUCCACUGACGUCCAAAAGCUCUCGCAAUUCUGGCUUAGAUACUACCAAAGAACAAGGUCGAGUUGCAGAACAAAGAUUAAGACUGAGGCCAAACAAUGGAUUUACACUUACAAAGGUCGCAAUUCUCAUAAGUGUGAACCGAAGUGUUACAGUUCAUUAUUCUGCCAUUUUCAAGGUUAAAGCCUUCACCAUCGACGCCCUUCUGCCAUCGGCACAGUGUUUCACGGACUCGCAGCUUCAGCGGCUGGAGGAGGAGUUCCAGCGGCAGCAGUACCUGGUGGGCCCCGAGCGGCGGUACCUGGCCAGGCAGCUUGAUCUGAGUGAGCUGCAGCUCAAAGUGUGGUUCCAGAACCGACGCAUCAAGUGGCGCAAGAACCAGCUCGACGUGCCAAAUCGCACCCCUUUAGGCAGCCGCUAA
Molecule: messenger RNA, 483 nt
Organism: Penaeus vannamei (Pacific white shrimp)
Lineage: Eukaryota; Metazoa; Arthropoda; Malacostraca; Decapoda; Penaeidae
Source: RefSeq, a predicted model, not a curated record